This is a messenger RNA of Rhodofomes roseus, 1811 nucleotides long. Its product is annotated as membrane dipeptidase-domain-containing protein. Lineage: Eukaryota; Fungi; Basidiomycota; Agaricomycetes; Polyporales; Fomitopsidaceae. The record is from RefSeq and is a predicted model, not a curated record. The transcript is spliced from 11 exons. Gene Ontology annotation, biological process: proteolysis. The coding region runs from base 68 to 1432 and encodes 454 amino acids. Gene Ontology annotation, molecular function: metallodipeptidase activity.
GCAACAGCGGAGACAGCCAGAGACUCAGAGGUCUUCUCCAUCUGGUCCUCGACGCCCAACACCCACGAUGGCGACGAACGGCGAGCGGGACCCCCUCCUCGGCCCUCCUGGCGAGCCAAACUUUGCUCGCGACACCGACCUCAGCGAGCAUGCAGCCAAACGUGCCGUCGAACGUCGCGCGGCCGUCAUACGAGCGGUGACCCACGGAGUGCUCACCGUUGCAUUCGUCGCUGCCCUACUAUCUAUGUUCUUCUUGUGGGACAAGGUUGGACGAUUUGCGGGUGCACUCCCGAAGGAUCCGGAGAAGGCUGCACACAGAUUGCUCGAGUCAGCCCCUGUAAUCGAUGGCCAUAUAGACCUCCCCGAGUUCGCUCGGUCGGUCUAUGGCAAUAACAUUACCGCCUUCGACCUCAACACACCGACACCCGGGCACGUCGACAUCCCUCGCCUCAAGAAGGGCCAGGUUGGAGGUUUCUUUUGGUCGGUGUUCGUUAACUGUCCCGCACAUGCUGGUCUGGACGAUGGUCCAGACUUCCUGAAAGCCACUUGGCGUGUCCGAGACACGCUCGAGCAGAUCGAUGUAGCUAAACUGCUCAUCAACCGAUACCCUGAGACGUUCCAACUUGCUACGACUUCCGAUGAAGUGAAGUCUGCCAUUGCAGACGGAAAGAUUGCCAGCUUGCUUGGCGUAGAAGGCGCCCACCAAUUGGGCAACUCACUUGCCGUCUUGCGGCAAUACCACGAACUCGGCGUGCGCUACGUCACGCUGACGCACAUGUGCAACAACGCGUUCGCGGAUUCUGGGGGAUACCUCACGCCAAUCGAAACGAAGUGGGGCGGGCUCAGCCCGCUCGGAUACAAGCUGAUCGAAGAGAUGAACCGCCUCGGCGUCAUCGUUGACCUGAGCCACACGUCGGACGAAACCGCCCGGCAGGCCCUGAAGCACACGAAAGCACCUGUUAUCUGGUCACACUCAUCUGCGCGCUCUGUGCACAAUGUCGCGCGCAAUGUACCCGACGACAUCCUGGAGUUGGUUGGCACGACUGAUGGCAAGGUCGACGGUGUCAUUAUGGUAAACUUCGCCCCGCAAUUCGUUGCGGACGAAGGCAAGGCGAACGUGCAAGUUGUUGCCGACCACGUCGAUCACAUCGCGAACAUCACUGGCAAAGCUCACGUCGGCCUCGGCAGUGACUACGAUGGCAUCGAGAGCACACCUGAGGGACUCGAGGACGUCUCCAAGUACCCUGCCCUCGUCGCAGAGCUGUAUUCGCGUGGCUGGAACAGAUUCGAGCUCGCGGGCCUCACAGGCCGAAACCUCUUGCGCGUCAUAGCGGGUGUUGAGCGCGUCGCAGCGAACCUCCAGGCACACGGCGUGCCGCCUGCGCUUGAUAUCUACGACAAGCGGACGGACUUGCCGAAGUAUGAGCUAUGAACUAUGAACGUGAUCGAUGGUGGAGGUAUCUAGCCCAUAGGUGUGGACGUUACGUGACCCCUGCCGACAGCCGUUAUGGCCUUUUUGAGGACCUGUAUGACUAGUAUCUCAGCUCUACUCUGUCCACAAGUCAGAUCUUUCGCCUUUCGUCCCCACAACUCAGCAGUUGACAGUUUGCUUGCGUAUCUCGUGACAAGUGUACGACGUCAGCGAAUCGGGUGUUACUGGUCAUUGCAUGGACUUGAAGUAAUGUGAGACGAAACUCGCUGUAUACAACAGGUAUGGAAGCUUCAUGUGUGCUAUGAUGUAUUAAGUACAUGUCUCCACUUCUCGGGACCCUUUUUUCCAUAAGACAUGAUUGACUUAUGGAACAGACUUA